AUGUGUCGACACAUUCUAUCGACUGUUAUCGUGGCCUAUCGCCCACUUCGCCUGGAGGAAUUAGGCCAGCUCUCAGGUUUACCGUCUAGUAUUCAGGGAUCGACUGACUAUAUUUCGAAGAUCAUAAGCAUGUGUGGCUCCUUCCUGACAAUUAGAGACAACGUUUCUGCCAAGGACUUUUUGUUCUUAAGCCUAUUCCUCUUUCCUUCUGGCAUUACGCACCAGCACCAUGCCCUCUUCUCGAGGUCGCUAGGGGCUCUGUUAGAAACCCUUCAACGUGAUAUUUACAACCUAAGCAACCUAGGAUUUCCCAUCGAUUAG
Molecule: messenger RNA, 321 nt
Organism: Clonostachys solani
Lineage: Eukaryota; Fungi; Ascomycota; Sordariomycetes; Hypocreales; Bionectriaceae
Source: the annotation of a GenBank genome assembly